AUGCAGAACACCACUGGGAGUACGGUAGUCGGCACAGGCUCGGGGGACGUCACGUUUAAUACCAUCUCGGCUGUCUGCUGGUCCGUGGUCGCCCCUACCUCCAUUGUGACCAACACCUUCACGCUACUGGUUGUGCACCGCACAGCCAGCCAGCAGGAAGAUGUAAAUCACAUCUUCAUCGUGGCCAUCAAUUUCACCAUCCUGCUGGUCUGUUUGUGCUUUGCUCUCCCCGCCACUAUCAGCGCCAUUGCCGGCGGUCGGUGGAUCCUGGGCGGUUUCCUGUGCACGGCCCAGAGUCUGCUGAUGGUCUACCUGCACUGCGUCAGCGCGUUGUGGCUGUUCACUUACUGCCUGGAGAGAUUCGUUUUCCUCUUGUACCCACUGCGCUACCCAAGACUGAUCACCGUGGAACGCAUCAAACGCCUGGCCGUGGGCAUCAUCAUCAUACCCCUCGUGAACAUCCCCCUCACUGGGUUUUUGUCAGAGUGGAAAGGCGUGUACAUCCCCUCGUGUCACGUCUGCGCUCCUUACUCCGAACCUGUUCUCAACAAAGCACUGUUCUUAUCCUUCUACGUCCUUCUCUCCGUCGUGCCCUCUGUGGUCGGCUACAUCGUCCACAUCGCGCUCUUGCUGACGGUUCGGCAGCAUCUACGGCGCAUUGUCGCCGGGAUACCACGGUCAUCGUCGGGUGUCACCCAGAAUGGUGAGCGUACGACCAACGACAGAGCCGCCACUGCGGCCGACCAGCGACUCCAAGUCGCCCAGUUCGACCGCAAGAUUCGCGUGAAUAAAUCCCACCUGAUUCUGCUGACCAUCACUGCGCCGUUUACGAUCGCAGUUUAUCUGAUCCUUGACCUGUCUUUCUUUGGCUACGCGAUACCGAAGUAUCUUGUCCUGGUAGGGAAUAUUAGCAUCUUCACAGCGCCGACCUUAAUCGGACUUCGAGCCAUCUUCAGCAGCAGGGUUCUCAAGCAAAAUGCCCAGCAGCUUUUCCCCCUUAAUUGCCGUCUGGGUCGGCAAUAA
Messenger RNA from Acanthaster planci (crown-of-thorns starfish), 1023 nucleotides. Its product is annotated as octopamine receptor beta-3R-like. NCBI's taxonomy places the organism in Eukaryota, Metazoa, Echinodermata, Asteroidea, Valvatida, Acanthasteridae. The record is from RefSeq and is a predicted model, not a curated record.